Molecule: messenger RNA, 1206 nt
Organism: Ambispora gerdemannii
Lineage: Eukaryota; Fungi; Glomeromycota; Glomeromycetes; Archaeosporales; Ambisporaceae
Source: the annotation of a GenBank genome assembly
AUGAAUAUGCCUUCAAAAAGUAAAUAUCCUAUUAGAAAUCUUGUUACAGAAGGUUUUAUGGAAUAUAUGCAAUAUGGAAUGAACGGGUCAGGAAUCUCUCGUAAUACUGAUUAUGAAUCUUGGAAGUAUAAUCGCCAUUUUGUUUCUCAAGCUAUGAUGACUCCGGAAUUUAGUUAUAAAGUUAUUGAACGGACGAUUGGAUUAUAUGAAGAAAUGGAAUCUUAUUGGAAUAAUCUUGAAGAAAAUAGAGAAUUAGAUCUUAAAAAAUGGAUAUAUAGAUUUACCAAUGAAAUUGUUUUUGAAAUUUUAACUGGAGUGAAAAAUAAUUCUGUUGCUUGCUAUUAUAGUACACUUAUUCAUAAUGAUUCUUUAUCUUUAAAUGAAAAAGAAACUGAAAGAUUUAUUCAAUCACUUGAAAUCUUCGAUAGAGGAAAUUAUUUGUUUGAUAAAAUCAACAAUAUUAUUAAAGAAAGAAGAAUUGAAAUUGAGAAUACACCAUUAAAUCAACCUCUUCGUCACGAUUUGUUAACGUCAUAUUUAACAGCAAAUACACCAAGGGAUAUCAAUUUUGCGAAACAUGGCAAUGCCGAUUUUUUAAGACCAAUGACUGAAAGUGAGAUUUUUGGAAAUGUAUUCGAUUCCUUGCUUGGAGGAGGUACUAUGUCAAAUUUAAUUUGCUUUGUCAUAUAUCAUAUUGAAACUUAUCCUGAAGUAAAGCAACGAAUACGACAAGAAAUUGAAACUGUUCUUGGAAAUGACUUAACAACGCCCAUAACAUCUAAAGAUCUUGAUGAGUUACGAUAUUGCGACGCGGUUAUCAAAGAAGUACAUCGUUAUCAUCCUAUAUCUUUUUCAAUUCCUCGUGUAAAUGUUGAAAAGGAUGAGAUUGGAGGGAUCAGUUGGCCAGAAAAAACUUCAUUUCAAAUGCUUUAUGGUGUAAUAAUGAAAAAUAAGAAUUAUUGGACUGAUCCCGAAAAAUUCGAUCCUGAUAGAUUUUACGAACUUGAAAAAAGUGAGAAAUAUUUACUUGAAAGACAACAUAUUAAAGAUUCUUUUACUAUAUGGGGAGGUGGAAUUAGAAUCUGUCCAGGAAGAAAAUGGGCAAUAAUAGAAUUAAAAAUUUUACUUUCCAUGAUUUAUAGAAAAUAUGAUAUAGAAAUAGCAGAUAUUAAUGAGCCAUUUAAAAGCGGAUCUGGUCUUCUUAGA